GCUCUGGGUUUCGCAACUACUUCCGAGAUUCGUAUUGACUGCGAGGAGACUAUGUUCUUAGAUUGUUCUUCCGAAGGAGCUGCCGACACGCACACGUGGGGAACAAUGAGUUCAUACACAUCUUGAAUCUAGCCACAUAUGUCCAUUUCAGUAUGAGAGCGCUGCCCGUUUGGCAUCCGGUGCAUAUGCUGUUCCGCCAGUGACACGACCUUCAUAGGCGAGGUUGCGAAUGGGACGACUGAGCAGAUGCAUUAUACCCAGCCCAGGUCUUGGCUCAUAUGGUCAAACGGUCCAGCGCGACGUUGUUUGGACGUGAAGACCAAGGUGACUGGUCAGUCGCGGGAUGAGUGCAAAGACGCUCGCCGGCAGUGUUGGCAGCGGUGACUCUUAUCGCCCAGGUUCUUGCUCGAGAGACGCAGUACCGUGACGCUUCAAAAGGGAAGAUCCUGCAGGGGGUAGCCGUAGAUGAGUAAGAGAGCAAGCUCUGAGUACCUUUGCGUGGUAUUCGCAGCUACCUUCCGAACCGAUACACCUUGCUAUCGCAUUGUAUUGGUUACGUCCUCCUCUACCGAAGAGCAUCCGAGCGGUCUCAGUGGACCGAAACCGUCCGGCAAGUUCAAGCAUUGUGAACUCGCUAGUUUCUGCGAAGCCCGCUGCAUGUGGUCUCACAAUCCUGGGGGAACACAUUAGCAUCACCGUGACCGUAAUAUAUCGUUACCGCUGGAAUACAUCGCCCCUCAGCAUCCCUGACGGUAUCCGCACAAUCUCGAACGUAGGACCAGCUGAGCGUAA
Messenger RNA from Baudoinia panamericana UAMH 10762, 792 nucleotides. RefSeq lists its product as uncharacterized. The transcript has a single exon. The record is from RefSeq and is a predicted model, not a curated record. NCBI's taxonomy places the organism in Eukaryota, Fungi, Ascomycota, Dothideomycetes, Mycosphaerellales, Teratosphaeriaceae. The coding region runs from base 466 to 690 and encodes 74 amino acids.